Molecule: messenger RNA, 3892 nt
Organism: Bufo gargarizans (Asiatic toad)
Lineage: Eukaryota; Metazoa; Chordata; Amphibia; Anura; Bufonidae
Gene: PTK6
Product: protein tyrosine kinase 6
Exons: 8
Coding region: 337-1623 (428 amino acids)
Biological process (GO): innate immune response; cell surface receptor protein tyrosine kinase signaling pathway; protein phosphorylation
Cellular component (GO): extrinsic component of cytoplasmic side of plasma membrane
Molecular function (GO): ATP binding; signaling receptor binding; non-membrane spanning protein tyrosine kinase activity
Source: RefSeq, a predicted model, not a curated record
GUAACUUGAGAGAUUUACAUAUUUCAUUUGAGCUUCUAGCUUCAAGUUUUCUCUGUCUACACCCAUGUUACAAUGAUUCCCAAACUGGAAAGUCCAGGCUGACGAAACUCUCUCUUCUCUUCUUGGCUGACUUGGGCAGAUUAUAUUUGAAGUUGUUUAGUCCACCAUAUACCACCAUGUGUGCCUAUGUAGACAUGAACCAGCCAACCUAUAGAUGUGUUAGUGUAUGGGACUUCAAAGGUUCUUCCCAUGAACUGCUGAGUUUCAAAGCUGGUGAACAUUUCCAUGCUCUGGACAGGAGUGGGGACUGGUGGCUUGUGGAGAGACUGAGAGGAGAUGGCAGUAGGACUGGCGAGAAAGGAUACGUGCCAUAUAAUUACAUGGCGGAAGAAGGAACGGUGGAAGAGCAGUCGUAAAUGGUUUUUCGGAGAACUGUCCCGGACAGAGGCUGUAAAUCUCCUAUUGAAAAAUGGAAAUAGGACCGGAUCCUUCCUGAUUCGUGUUAGUGACAAGCACGGCUUUACGUACGCUUUAUCAGUGCGCUCUCAGAACACUGUAAAGCACUUCAAGAUCUUCAAGGAUGAGCAGGGGGAAUAUCACUUGAACAGGUUGCACUUCUUUACGGAUUUGAGUAAACUAACUGAAUUCUACAAAGUGAAGCCUUUAGCAAAUGACCUAGUGCUGACACAUCCAUGUUUGAAGGAUGAGCCCACAGCUACGGAGCUGUACCUACUUCCGGAUGAUGAGUGGGAGAGGCCCAGGGAGGAGUUUCAACUGGAACAAGAGCUAGGAUCAGGGAACUUUUCCAAGGUCUUUGAAGGAUACUGGCUUGGGAAAGUCAAAAUUAAAGUAGCAAUUAAGACAGUUAAUCAAGAUGCAACCAGUCGGGAAACCUUUGUGAGCGAGACGUCAUUUCUGAAGACCCUUCGGCAUCGUAACCUGUUAUCCCUAUACGCUGUAUGUUCGGUGGGAACCCCUUUUUAUAUAAUCACUGAGCUUAUGUCCAAGGGGGACCUGCUUUCAUUUCUGCGGAGUGACGAGGGGAAGCAGCUAAAUGUAGACGGGCUCCUGGAUAUAGCAGGGCAGAUCGUCGAUGGAAUGGAUUACCUUGAGACAAAGAACUGUGUCCAUCGUGACUUGGCUGCCAGAAAUGUCCUCAUUGGACACAACAACAUCUGCAAGAUCGCAGACUUUGGCUUGGCAAGGUUUAUUAAAGAUGAAGCUUAUUUAUCCUUUUCAAAGCAAAUACCUUAUAGAUGGACAGCGCCUGAGGCAUUGGCCUAUGGUCGUUAUACCCUCAAGUCAGACGUUUGGGCUUUUGGAGUUUUAUUAUAUGAGAUAAUGUCCCGGGGGGCUAAACCAUACACAGGUAUUGAAAACUCUGAAUUGCUUCUAUACUUAAAACAAGGCAACCGCUUACCAGCUCCCUCAAAUUGCUCAGCUAAAAUCUACAAAGUUAUGAUGGAUUGUUGGCAUGAAAACCCAGAAAAUAGACCAUCGUUUAAUGACCUAAAGAUAUAUAUAGACAACCUGGCAAACUAUGAGCCCCCUGAGGAUUCCAUCAAACCUUCUUCUAAGACAAAGGGAUGGAUCCGCAAGCUGAAGAAGCCAGUUAUUAAAUGAGCCUUGUGCUGAACUCUGCAGGGUCGACACCUGAAAUUCACAAACCAAGGGCAUUGCUAGGAUCUAAAAUACCAGGGUAUGGGCCCCAGGUAUCAUCCACAUACUGCACAGUUGCAUAUACACACAAUCACACACUACAGGUACAUUGUGCACACACAUAACACAAAGACACUGGAAGAACACAGUCGGUCACAUAAUUGUGCACACCUACGGACAUGAAACACUAGCCACAGCCACCCAUCUUUAUUGUGUUUUUCCCAUGCACACUGGCACAUUGGCCAAGAACUUGGCAGGGAACUAAAUCACAGCUCCAUUUGACUGAAAUGCAUUCAGAUCCCUCACAGUCAGGUGGACAGGACUGUGCAGGGAAAGCUCAGAAGGGGACAUAUUCCUAAAUCUCAGCUGUGUCCUCAUUCUCAGGAUGGAUGGGGGUCCCCGAGAUCAAACCCCACUGAAUAUGAAGUAAUGGCACAGCCAAGUGGUAUGCCAUCUCUUUAUUAGAUGUGUAAAGCCCUUUGAGAGAGCAUUGUAAAGUGGUGUGGACUUUCCUUCAAAUCCCCUGUCUGGUCACUCCUUGAUCAUCCCUGGUCAUCCCCUGCUAUAAACUAUGAGCUGAUAAAAAAGACUUCCUCAUGCCUACGCAUGGUUUUACACGACCUGAUGCAAAAUGAGCACCUAUUGAUGAAAAAACGAAUUGGCACUUGUUUACAGAACCUUUAGGGCAUGGGGGUGGAGCACAUGCCCUGUUUACAUGGAACAAUGUUCUGCUGACCAACGAGUAUUUUUAUGCCCACAGAAAAAAAUCUGAUGAGCCACACUGAUCGCUGCCCUGUCUACACUGUGCAAUGAUCUGGAACAAGCCUUCUUACUAACACAUCUCUUCAUUCAUGUGCCUGUUUAAAAGGGCCAGAACUCAAGCAUUUGUAACCUGCAAUCAGUUUCUGAGCGGCUAACCUCUUGAUUGUCUGGCAAUCAUAAAAAUUUAAAAAAGUCAGAAUGCUGAUCACUUCACCGAACGCCAGCCAUCCUGCUCCAAUGCUUUCUGGGUACCCCACGAGUCUUUAAUGUCUGGUCCCUCUUGACAUGGAAAUGUGACAGCUCAGCCAAACACUGGCAGAGGUGGGUCACCGAUGCAGCCAGUGACUGUCAAAGAGCUUACAUUUCCUGUGUCGAGAGGGACAGGAAAAUAGAUAUCGGUGAAGCACUCUGCAAAAAUCAGAAAGGGUGACUCUGGUUAUCACAAAGGUGGGCAUGACUUUGAUCUGGCAUCCUGCAUCCUUUUUUCAAAUUUAUCAGAAGGACAACACCUUUAUGUCUUGGAUGUCCGUUCCACAAAAAAAUAGAACAUGUGCUAUACUUGGCCUCAAAAUGCACACCACAGACCUAUUAAAGUUAACAUGGACAGUAUCCAUAUUUUGCAGGUCCUCAAUUUGCAAACCACAAAAUACAUAUGGUCAUCUGCAUGAGGCCUUAAAUGGACAUUUCUCCUCCCUGUUCCUGACCUUAGAGGCCAGGACCUUUUAGCCCUUAAUCUGAAUAUAUAGAUUUAGGCAGAAGAUAUUCAUCUGCAAAGUCAGUGGUGCUAGAUAUUUUGUUUGGGGUGUAGAGCCUCAGAUCUAAGGCAUAAACCCUGGAAGCUCAGGCUUAACAAUGUCCUUGUUCUGCUCAUUUCCCUCCAUUGUCAUUGUGUGUGUGUGUAACCUGAAUUUGGGUUUCUGGAAUACAGAAUUAAUAGAACUCAUCCAGUCCCAUCAAACACAGAUCAUUGUUGGGUGGAAAAUUGGGUUUUGGGCAGCAAUGAAUAUUUCUAAUCCCUCAUCAAUAUGCAGGAGAGACUUGACUGAAUCUCCCAUUACUACACUGUAUUUCUGUAGGGAUUUUAGAUACAUGAUAUACAGCGGUGACUGGUAGGGCGCUUCUAGAGCAUCUGGCCAUUUCUCAAAUUAGUCCAUAUCCAUCUCUAUGGAUGGUGUGUUCUCCACAGCCACCACCGGUGGCCUAAGAGUACCAAUACUUCGUUGUUGUUAAUCGUUAAUGCCAUCUUCUUCAGAAAUACCCAUAACCAUCAGCAAUGAAGGAUUCUAAAGAACUUCUUCAUCCUCCAUAUUUAUUCCUUAUUGCCCGACACUUGGUGUGAUCUUGCCUAAUUCCGUUACUGUUACUUCUUUGUCUGUUAUUUAUCACUUGUCAAUAUAAAGCUAAAUCUGUGAGUACGUAAUGUUCUAUGUAAUUUGUCAUUUGUCAAUAAAGCUCUUGUAUUCAAAGGCAA